Molecule: messenger RNA, 1926 nt
Organism: Polyodon spathula (Mississippi paddlefish)
Lineage: Eukaryota; Metazoa; Chordata; Actinopteri; Acipenseriformes; Polyodontidae
Product: calpain-8-like
Exons: 16
Coding region: 115-1926 (603 amino acids)
Biological process (GO): negative regulation of apoptotic process; proteolysis
Cellular component (GO): cytoplasm
Molecular function (GO): calcium-dependent cysteine-type endopeptidase activity
Source: RefSeq, a predicted model, not a curated record
GCCCAGAGCUGCAUUCAUUUAAGAAGGUCUGCUUAGGCAAGAACAUCGAACAGUCUGAACGCUUGCAGUGGCUUCUUAAGAAACUACACUGUGCUCUGAGUAUCCGACACCAGAAUGGCCAACCCAGCACUCGAACCCGGCUCCAGAGAAAACCCGCUCAAAUUCAAACUGCAGGACUACCAGAGCCUGCUCAGCGCCUGCCUGAAGGAGAAGAAACUGUUCGAGGACCCCGAGUUUGCAGCUGACCAGGGCUCCAUUGGGAAGCUACCCGCGCUGAAACCCGACCAAAACAUCGUGUGGCUCAGACCCAAGGAGAUCAACAAGCAAGCCCAGUUUGUCGUGGGAAAAACUGAUACCACGGAUAUUUGCCAGGGUCAGCUAGGGGACUGCUGGCUCCUGGCUGCCCUCUCCUGUCUCACCCUGCAGCCCCCUCUCAUCUCCUAUGUAGUUCCUGAAGGCCAGAGCUUCCAGAAGUCCUAUGCCGGCCUCUUCAGAUUCAGGUUCUGGCAGUAUGGAUGCUGGGAGGAGGUGGUGGUUGAUGACAGGCUGCCCACUCUGAACAAGAAGCUUCUCUUCACCCGCUCGCUGAGCCAGAACGAGUUCUGGAGUGCCCUGCUGGAGAAGGCCUAUGCCAAGCUCUGUGGGUGCUAUGCCAGUCUGAAGGGAGGCAGUAUCUCAGAGGCGAUGGAGGAUUUCACCGGCGGCAUUGCGGAGACUAUCCAGGUGUCUAAGGUCUCUGCGCUGUGGGAACAGAUUAACCAGGCCCUGAGCAGAGGCACCCUGCUGUCUUGCUUUAUAGAGGCACAGAGUAAGAGUGAAGUCGGUCAGCAGACACCGAACGGGCUGGUGAAAGGGCAUGCCUACUCGAUCACGGGCACGGGCACGGUGCGGGCUGGCAGUGUAUCUCUGCUGAGGCUGAGGAACCCCUGGGGCUUCUUGGAGUACAGUGGACCCUGGAGCGAUGAGAGUCUAGAGUGGCAGACAGUUGACAGCAAAGAGAAGGAGCUCCUGGAUCUGAAGCCAAGACAGGAUGGAGAGUUCUGGAUAUGUGUUGAGGAUUUUAAGAGCUUGUAUAGCACGGUGGAGAUGUGCAGUGUGAGUCCUGACUCCCUGGGGGACUUGCAGUCUGACUGGAGGAUCAGCACUCACCAGGGAAGUUGGACAGCAGGCUGCUCCGCGGGAGGGAGCUCCAGCUUCACGUCCUCGUACUGGUGUAACCCCCAGUUCCGAGUGCGCCUGGAGGAGGAUGAUGACGUUGAGGAUGGGAAGCUGUUGUGCAGCGCAGUGCUGGAGCUGCUGCAGAAACACAGGAGGAAGGGGGGCAGCGUGGACUUCCUUCCAAUCGCAUUCGAGAUCUACCAGAUUCCCCCAGAGUUCCAGAACUCCAUCGGCUCUCUAGAUCGGAGUUUCUUCUCAAAGCGCCGCCCUGUGGCCCAGUCCUGUAGAUACAGCUGCCUACGUGCGGUGAGAGAGGGGGUCCGCCUGCCCCCGGGGGAUUACGUCGUCGUGGCGUCGACCAACUCCCCCGGCCAGGAGGGCAGCUUCUACCUGAGAGUGUACGCCAAGAAGGGCAACGAGUCCAGGAGGCAAGGUGAUCUUCUGUGUUCUUCCACAUACUCCAAGGUGAUGGCUGAUCCCUCUCCCCCUGACACCAGGAGCACUGUGGAGAAGCACUUCCACCAGCACGCCAGCAUGGAUAACAGACUGAACUCUUUGGAGUUUAGCAAGCUGGUUAAUUCAGGUAAGGACUGUUUAAUCAGCUCUCCUCGUAUGAGUGCUUGUCAAUUACAUAUACAGGCUAGACAGCCCUGGUUUUGUAAAUCACCAAUUUUGAAUCUUCUGGCUAUGCCUACUUGCAGGAUCUAUAUCUUAGGAGGUGUUUUACUGGGCAAAAGGAGGGUGGAAAGGAGAAAGGAAAUCUUGUAG